This is a messenger RNA of Gadus chalcogrammus (walleye pollock), 1514 nucleotides long. It is a transcript of the gene palm1a, whose product is annotated as paralemmin 1a. NCBI's taxonomy places the organism in Eukaryota, Metazoa, Chordata, Actinopteri, Gadiformes, Gadidae. Gene Ontology annotation, biological process: regulation of cell shape. The transcript is spliced from 9 exons. Gene Ontology annotation, cellular component: membrane. The record is from RefSeq and is a predicted model, not a curated record. Bases 162 to 1514 code for a protein of 450 amino acids.
CCGGGGUACCGUAGACCGGAGGUCAGAAACACGGUGCCGAAGACCAGAGCCGCGGUACCGGAGACCGGAGAUCAGAGGCGCAGUACCGGAGGAGAAGCCUCGCUGUGGUCCAGGACUCGCUGAGGGAAGAAAAAAAACAACAGCGCACGAUUUGCGCAGUGAUGGAGGCUCCGGAUGUACAACAGGAGAAACUGCAAGGGGCAGCAGAGAGGAGGAGACAGACAGAGACAGAGGAGAAGAGGAGGCAGCUGGAGCAGUACCGGAGACACCUCCAGCACAUCAAGUCCGCCACGCUGCGGGAGCGCUGGCUGCUGGAGGGGGCGCCCCCUGCAGGCGGGGAGGAGGAGCGCCAGCUGGAGAGCAGCAUCAAGGUGGGCGGAGCUGACCUGACAGCGUUCUCAGACGGUGGGACGUUGCAGCCCUCAGACGGUGGGACGUUGCAGCCCUCAGACGGUGGGACGUUGCAGCCCUCAGACGGUGGGACGUUGCAGCCCUCAGACGGUGGGACGUUGCAGCCCUCAGACGGUGGGACGUUGCAGCCCUCAGACGGUGGGACGUUGCAGCCCUCUGACGGUGGGACGUUGCAGCCCUCAGACGGUGGGACGUUGCAGAGCUCUGACGGUUUGAAUCAGCGGCAAUCUUCUGCUCCUCCGGACUCUCUGUUGAAAGCAGCCAUGUACUCCGUAGAGAUCAGGGUGGAGCGGGACCGGGCGACCGGGAAGACCAGAGUCCUCUCCUCCAACACGCUGCUUCCUGUUGACCUCUCGCUCCACGGGGUCAAAGUCUACGAGGACCGGACCCGAGUGGUCCACGAGGUCAACGGGGAGAAUGAUGUUCAGCCACUGAGCUUCUUGGAGGUGGAGGAUCUCAUCCUGAAGGCCGACCAAGUGUCCAUGGAGCCCCGGCCCCCUGCCUCUGGGAUCCAAGAGGUCCCUCAGAAGUCUCGUCAGAAGUCUCGUCAGAAGUCUCGUCAGAAGCCUCGUCAGAAGGCUCGUCAGAGCCCGGUGGAGGCCAGGGGCCCCCAGCCGGAGGCAGAGCUGGCGGGGGCCAGUGAGGAGCACCCUGUGACCAUGGUGUUCAUGGGGUACCAGAGCGUGGAAGACCAGGACCAGACCAGCAGGGUCCUGGGGCUGGAGGGCACCGUGACGGCUGAGCUGGUCCUGAUAGAAGACAAUGAGGGGAGGACCCCCCCGGGGGCCAGCCCCCAGGGGCCGGAGGGCGAGCCCCUGGUGGGCGGGGCCUCGGUGGGCGGGGCCUCGGUGGGGGGGCUCUCGGUGGGGGGGCCCUCGAUGGGGGGGCCCUCGAUGGAGGGGCUCUCGGUGGGGGGGGCCUCCAAACAGACUGUGGAGCCAAAUGGCCGCAGCCUUUCCUCCAGCCUGCCCCACCCCAAGGCAGCAGAGGGAGGAGCCUCAGAGGGAGGAGCCUCAGAGGGAGGAGCCUCAGAGGGAGGAGCCUCAGAGGUCCACCAACAGGAGAGGGAGAAGCAGCCGUGCAAAUGCUGCAUCAUUAUGUGA